CUUUUCUUAGAAAUUCGUAUGCAUUUAAAAAUAAUAUCCAAAGUCGACAAAAUUUGUAGUUCAGAUUAUCAUUAACAAUCGAUAUUUAUCGAUAUCAAACGUGUACAUCACCUGUCGUCUAAAAAUGUCAUAGCAAAAGGAAAACGGCGAAAGUUGUGAAAAAAGGAACAGCAGGAUUAUUAAUGUGUGAAGUGGUGAAAGGAGUGUCGAAGAAGAAAUAUAAGGAAUUAAGUUUUCUACGAAAUUUAAUUAAUAAAAUCUCUAGAUAUCCAUUAAAAAUGUUGUUUAAAUCACUACGCUCAAAAGCGUAGACGCAUCGGCAAAAUUAAUAGAACGCAAAAUAAAAAAAAAAUUGCUUGCUAGUAGAAUUUGAAAAUCAAAGCAGAAAUCCACAAAUAGAUAAGAACAUAAUUUGAACUGUGACGGCACAGCAACAGCCACCUCACACAGCAACUGUUGCUGCUGCCGCUGUCGCUGCAAACUACACGGCCUUUGGGCAACGCAAGCCCUUUAGGCAAGAAUAUUUUUUUCGACAUUUGAUUUGCGAUUAGAGGCUAUUUUAGGUGAUACACUGCUGACAGCAAACAUGACUUCAGCCGUGGAUAUACAAAUAGUUUCGGCACCCAACCUGGACAAAAUUGAGAAUUUCUUCAAAGAUGUUUCGUAUCGCGAGACAAUCGAAUUCAGUGCUAACUUUAAUACACGUCUAUGUUUAGAACGCCGACUGCGCGUACCUUUUUUCGAUCCUCAAACCCGUGUGGCACAAAAUCAUUCACAUCUCUUCAUGGACAAACGGCAACGGAUGCCGGGGUUUCGUCAAGGGCAAAUCUACACAUACCCGGCAACGCGUUGGCGCAAAAGCCGGCGCCAGUAUCUGAAUAAAAUGUACCGGUUUCCCGAUCGGCCAUUUCAGGCAUUGCGCAAAGAUAACGAAACCAGCGCCGUAACCACUGGCCUAGUUACGUCGCCUUUAGUUGGGUCCAGUGUUAGCUCGAUACUUGAUGCCGAUUUGAAUGGCACAUUGCUAGAUGAAUCGCUCUCUUUGGGCGCAGCUGGUGGCGACACAUCAGACAGCAAAGAUAGUCAGCAAUUAAUAGUGCAGCAAGCGCAUCAGCCGCUGAAGGAUGACAUGUCAAAGGAAUGGUUCUACGAUGAUAUUGAAAUUAACGAGCUAGAUACACUGGAAGAUCCCAAGUCACCUGCCGAUGAUGAAUUCGACUAUGACCCACGUUAUGGCACCAAAAAACGUCGAAAGCGGCGUCCAAAUAAACGCAACUCAACUGGAAUGGGCGAGGGAGGCGGCGGCGGCGCCGGCGGUGGUGGACGGCGUCGUACUGGCGGGCAUCGCGGCCGAAGCUCAGCGGCCUCUACACCAGCAAACGUUUCUGAUGCAUCACUCUCGGCACUGGACACAAAUGAUGGUAACAGCAGUGGCUUAACUGGUGACAUUACAGCAACGCCAACAUCGAGUAGUAGUACUGGGCGGCGACCGCGCGGUACAGGUGGCACACGUGGGCGUCGUCGUACAAAAGUGAACAAUUUAAAUGUCUGUGAUCCACCCAGUCCGGGAUUGAAUAGUGAACCGCCCUCCUUUGAAAGUGCUGCAGCGGCGGUGGGUGUGAUGGGUGAUCUAACAGGUGUUGGUGUAAGUGAUGAGCAAGCCGAUUUAAGGAAUUAUCGCAAGUUCCUGUAACAAAGUGGCCACGUUGCCAGUUGCGCGAAAAUUUUACAGCGUCAAAAAGAGAAAAACAAAGCUAUUUGGUUGUUGGAUAUUUAGUUGUUGAAAAGUCAUUUAUGUUGUGUCAUUACCUUGCACAGCAAAACAAUUCCGCACACUAUUUUUUUUUUUUAACUUAAGAUGUCAAUUUGUCGCACGCUCAAUGCAAUAGAGACAUAACUCGGAAACUUGCGUUGGCAUGGUUGCAUUCACAAUUAUAUUGAAUUGCAUUCACAUUUUCGCAGACAUAAAUAAUUUAGAUUUGUUGUUUUGAUAGGAUGCCGAGUUUGCUGUGAAUCUACAGAUCAGCCAGUACUACCGAACCUAACCUAGAAUUUCAUGCCAAGCGUUUUAAAGCUGAAAGCCAUAGCGCCUAGAAUGCGCAAAUUGUACUGAGUGUUUCAAAUAAAAAGCAACAAAAAACUCAAAACUGCGAGUUGUUACCCUCUUGCAUUGCGUGUGCGAUAUGCAAGUGCGUAGUGCGCUUGUCUG
Molecule: messenger RNA, 2209 nt
Organism: Anastrepha ludens (Mexican fruit fly)
Lineage: Eukaryota; Metazoa; Arthropoda; Insecta; Diptera; Tephritidae
Product: zinc finger protein DPF3
Exons: 2
Coding region: 587-1693 (368 amino acids)
Source: RefSeq, a predicted model, not a curated record